Cynocephalus volans (Philippine flying lemur) is the source of this 924-nucleotide messenger RNA. Its product is annotated as olfactory receptor 5AC1-like. Gene Ontology annotation, cellular component: membrane. Gene Ontology annotation, molecular function: olfactory receptor activity; G protein-coupled receptor activity; odorant binding. The coding region runs from base 1 to 924 and encodes 307 amino acids. Gene Ontology annotation, biological process: G protein-coupled receptor signaling pathway. Lineage: Eukaryota; Metazoa; Chordata; Mammalia; Dermoptera; Cynocephalidae. The record is from RefSeq and is a predicted model, not a curated record. The transcript has a single exon.
AUGGCAGAAGAAAAUAAGACUCUCGUCACUGAGUUUGUUCUCACAGGACUAACAGAUCGUCCAGGGCUGCAGCUGCCUCUGUUCCUGGUGUUCUUCGUGGUCUACCUCAUCACCAUGGUGGGCAACCUUGGACUGAUUGCUGUCAUCUGGAGGGACCCUCACCUUCACACCCCCAUGUACUUGUUCCUUGGCAGUUUAGCCUUUGCAGAUGCUUGGUCUUCAUCCUCGGUGACUCCCAAAAUGCUUAUCAAUUUUUUAUCAAAGAAUCAUGUGAUAUCCCUCUUUGAUUGUAUGGCCCAAUUUUACUUUUUUGGUUCCAGUGCAACCACAGAAUGUUUCCUCCUGGUAGUGAUGGCCUAUGACCGCUACGUAGCCAUAUGUAAUCCUUUGCUUUAUCCAGUGGUGAUGUCCAAUAGGCUCUGUACUCAGUUUAUAGGUGCUUCAUAUUUUAUAGGUGUUCUGCAUGCAGCGAUUCAUCUGGGUUUUUUAGUUAGAUUAACUUUCUGCAGGUCCAAUAUCAUUGAUUAUUUCUACUGUGAAAUUUUACAACUGUUCAAAAUUUCAUGCACAGAUCCCAUGGUUAAUAUGCUUUUAGUUUUAAUAUUUUCAGCCUUUAUACAAGCCUUCACUUUUAUAACUAUCAUCGUCUCUUACUCCUAUGUCCUCUUUGCCAUCCUGGAAAAGAAGUCUGAGCAGGGCAGAGGCAAAGCCUUCUCCACGUGCAGUGCCCAUCUGCUCUCUGUCUCUUUGUUCUAUGGCACACUCUUUUUCAUGUACGUGCGUCCUGGGUCUGGACCAGGUGGAAAUCAGGACAAAAUGUAUUCUUUAUUUUACACAGUAAUAAUUCCCCUGCUAAAUCCUUUUAUUUACAGCCUGAGGAACAAAGAGGUUAUAGGUGCCUUGAAAAGAAUAAUUAAGAAAUAA